Messenger RNA from Aspergillus heteromorphus CBS 117.55, 1056 nucleotides. RefSeq lists its product as uncharacterized. Lineage: Eukaryota; Fungi; Ascomycota; Eurotiomycetes; Eurotiales; Aspergillaceae. Bases 1 to 1056 code for a protein of 351 amino acids. The record is from RefSeq and is a predicted model, not a curated record. The transcript is spliced from 6 exons.
AUGGCUAUUAUUGUCCGCACGGUUGUGCUUGUCCUCGCCAUCCCGACCACGAUGGUCUGCUGUCUACGGCUGUACGUGCGCAAGUUUAUCCUGAGAUCCUUUGGGCUGGACGACUGGAUGGUGGUGUUCGCUCUGAUAAUGGUUAAUGGGUUCUCCGCUCUUGGCUAUACCAUCACCUACUACGGACUGGGGCAGAGGACCCGCUACGUCUCGGAGUCGCAUCUGGUAAUAUGGCUCAAAAUCUACUAUGCAGCCCAGUGCAGCUACCUCAUAGUGGCGUUCGCGGUCAAGGCCAGCCUGACCAUCUUCGUCAUGCGUCUUUUCCCCACCCCUCGGAUCGAAGCCAUCGGCAGAUGCAUGUUAGGGUUUCUUGCGGCCUUCACCCUCUCGGGCACUCUGGCCCUCGCCUUCCAGUGUCGACCAUUCCGCGCCGUCUAUGACAAGUCCAUCACCGAUUCCCAGUGCUACACGGUGGAGUCAUCCUUUGCUAUCCUCAUCCUCCAGGGAGUGAUCAUGUUCGUGAUGGACGUGGUCAUUCUGACCCUCCCCGUCCGUUGUAUCUGGAACCUCAACAUGCCCCUCCGACAACGGAUCCUAGUCCUGGGCCUGCUUUUGCUUGGCUUUGCCGCAUGCAUCGCCGCCCUCGUCCGAUUCAGCACGUUGACCUACGCCACCGAUGAAACGGACUAUACCUACUCAGCCGCCAAGUCCCUCGUGUGGAUGGUCAUCGAAUUCAACCUCGGGCUCAUGACCGGGUCGCUGCCCUCGCUACGCACGUUCGUCCAGCUCCGAACCUCGGCUCACCGAUCUUCUCUUGCGACCACUGGCUCCACCAACCUCGAGUUCGGAAAGGUCGGGUGGGGAAAGGGGAUCAAGAAGGAGACGCAGAUCACGAGGGUCUUCGAGACCAUAGAUGAUGAUGGUAGUGAUGAUCAGGGCCGCAUCGCCCCCCUUUAUGGCCCGGAGAGGUUCACCACCACCGCCCAUGCCUUUUCCGAUAUGGGGACCGCGCAGGCCGAGUCUCAUACUCUGUCGAAGGGUCGGGGAGUCUUUUGA